AUGAGUCCGGGACGCUCUUUUUGUUACCGCAAGGCCCAUUACCUAAGGGCGACAGCCGCUUUCGGUCAAGACGCAAGGUUGAGCUUAAUCGCGGACUCACGUGGAGAUAACCAACCAAGCCCCAGAAGACUGUAUUAUCCACAUCCAUCUCUCGCAAUGAGCCAGCUGCCACCAUCCCCUCCGCCGGAGCCACGGUUGGAGCCUCAACAGCCGGUCCCGCUCACUGCGAGUGUUCGUAUCACCCCGAUCCACGAACUCCUCCCCGACAUCCGCGUGCCUGCCGAACCGCUGCCGCCUCAUCGAUACCAUCCCGUCACCUGCGCGCCGCUCGAUGUCGUCGAACUCAGCUUAGAACUGCAGCAACUUCGAAAGGAACACACCACACCCGUUGCUGCUCUGAAGGCGCAGAGGGAGCUCGCCAAAGAAGUUAAACGGCGGAUGGAACAAACGGAAGCGAAAAUGGACAGUAUCCAAAAGCAGAUGAAGAGGAAGACAGAGGAAAGAGAUACCGAAAGACGGGUAUUCUCGAAAAUUAAGAAGGAGAAAGAAGGAAAGAUGUGAUCGCUUUAAGAUGACGUGUUGCACCCCCUUGACGGCGUUACGUUGAUGCUAUGAUCGAACAACCUACUAUAUUUACGGCGGAGGCAUUGUGCCAGUAGCGUCGCUCAAGCCUGCGAUUCGUUCGGGGUAUGAUUUCACGGACCACGAGCCAUCAAUGCCAUGGCACACGUGGGCCUAUGCAGCUUCUGGUUGAAGUGACAGCUCAGCCAUCUCACCGUCGCAUCUGAACCGCCAGUAUAAUGGCUAUUCCAUAAGAUGUGAAGUGAAAGUCCUACUUGAAGGCGUGAAGACUCGAAAUUCACACAAAUCCUCACCACCAACUGGAAUCCUCCGAGCCUCCAAAUGGAUUGCUCACCACCUAUGCAGACAUCGUAUGCAAGCGGACUUCAGAUCCGAAAUCUGGGAGCGAAUAUCAAAGUACUGGUUGUCGGUUGACGAUUUGAGCGGAUAGUGCAAAGGGAACUUCCAUGACUCGGUUUCUCAUACGCUUAUGGAGUUUCUUUUGUUGUAUCUAUCCAUGUCUCUCCUGCACGUACGCGUUACAUUUUAAUCAUCUCACAAGUAUAAUUUUGCUUUAAAGCAGGUUGCAGGGAAAAUAAAUAAAUAAAUAAAAAAAAAAAAAA
Molecule: messenger RNA, 1184 nt
Organism: Coccidioides immitis RS
Lineage: Eukaryota; Fungi; Ascomycota; Eurotiomycetes; Onygenales; Onygenaceae
Exons: 3
Coding region: 1-561 (186 amino acids)
Source: RefSeq, a predicted model, not a curated record